AGCUUACAGAUAAGGAGUUUUCUUCAGCUUCUGGACUCGCAAGUGACUGCUGUCAGACCUGUUAGUUGUGUGUUGGGUACAGCAUACCGUGUAGACGUUUCAUUGUGUGUUGGGAACAACGUACCGUGUAGAUAUUUCACUGAUUUCUUGGAAGAAAAAUAAAAUAUGACGAUGAUUUAUUUAUCUGCAUUGGUUCUGUGGUUGCACUUGUUUUCGGUGGCGCCGGUAACAGUUGCAGAUAUACGUCCCGAAUCAACUCUGGAGUGCCACAAGCGAUUGUACACCUUUAAAGCUACAAGAACAGACAGCAAAGGGCGCCAAUGUUGGGAUUAUUUGAAUGCAAUGUCCUGUUGGGGACGAUGCGAUUCUGGAGAGAUUGCAGAUUGGCGAUUUCCUUACAAGAGGUCUUAUCAUCCUGUGUGCAUGCACGACGAAAAACGACUGAGAAAAGUGACGUUACGACACUGCGACUUAGAUGGCGAACCUCAGCUCCGAGACUACCUCUUCUACGAGGCCGUGUCUUGUUCAUGUCAGAUUUGUCAUUCAUCAACAGCAAGUUGUGAAAGUGUUCCAUACCAAGCAAACAGAGCUCCGUAGGAUUCAAAGAACUAUUAUUAAUACUUGUGAGAGCGUAAUAGUGAUUUGGUUCUGGGCAAUAAAAGAUAAAUGUUCUGGUUGAUAACUGAUAAAAUAGAUUAUUUAAAAAUAUUGUAAUGACUAAUCUUUCUGGGUUGAUUUCGAAUAUAUAUGAGUUUAUUUACCUUUUCUGUCGUUUUACAAACCUGGCAUUAGGGAUUUCCACAUAAUAAAAUCAUGAUUUAUCUUGCAA
Limulus polyphemus (Atlantic horseshoe crab) is the source of this 829-nucleotide messenger RNA. RefSeq names its product thyrostimulin beta-5 subunit-like (gene Gpb5). The record is from RefSeq and is a predicted model, not a curated record. Gene Ontology annotation, biological process: G protein-coupled receptor signaling pathway. Gene Ontology annotation, molecular function: G protein-coupled receptor activity; hormone activity. The coding region runs from base 166 to 597 and encodes 143 amino acids. Lineage: Eukaryota; Metazoa; Arthropoda; Merostomata; Xiphosura; Limulidae. The transcript is spliced from 3 exons. Gene Ontology annotation, cellular component: cytoplasm; extracellular region; membrane.